Paramisgurnus dabryanus is the source of this 1344-nucleotide messenger RNA. Its product is annotated as bone morphogenetic protein 10-like. Gene Ontology annotation, molecular function: growth factor activity; cytokine activity. Gene Ontology annotation, biological process: BMP signaling pathway. Gene Ontology annotation, cellular component: extracellular region. The record is from RefSeq and is a predicted model, not a curated record. NCBI's taxonomy places the organism in Eukaryota, Metazoa, Chordata, Actinopteri, Cypriniformes, Cobitidae.
AUGACUCUUUUUGGGGUUUCUACAGUCGGGGACGUUGGCACCCUGCUGCUGCUGCUGCUGUUGUCCUCCUGGACUGGUUGUAGUCCUCUUCCAUCUCCUGAAGAGCAACGCUCCAUGGCGGUCGAUGUCGAGGAGUCCCUUCUUCUAAAGCCAGAUGAAAACGUGGCCAUGCAGAAGAUUCUUGGGCAAUUUCUCAACAUGAUAAACUUAACAGAGCAGGGACCCAAGCAGAGGACACGAGACACUCGCGUCGAGCCUCCAGAGUACAUGCUUGAGCUUUAUAAGCGCUUUGCCACUGACCGUUCUGCCAUGCCCUCAGCCAACAUUGUGCGCAGUUUCAAGAAUGAAGACCACUCCACACAUCGUGUGACACACAAGAGUUUGCGGACGCACCAUCUUCUGUUUAACAUCUCCGUCCCGCGACACGAGCGCGUCGUCACAGCAGAGUUGCGCCUUUACGCACUUCUCAAGCGAGACACGAGCCAUCAUAUCAGCACGGGGUGGAAGGUGACCGUGUUUGAAAUGCAGAGGGGUGCCCAAUGCUGGAAUGCCGAGGAUGUCAAUGACAGGGCAGGUGAGGGAGAUCCGUGUGGAAUGCAAGAGUUGGCAAAGAAGCACGUGAACCGUAAGGACAGUGGCUGGGAAGUCUUGGAUUUGACAAAUGCCAUUCAGAACUGGAAGAGGUCACAAAGUCUGACCCUGAGGCUGGAGGUUCAUAUUGAAAAUCUCAAUCGUGACAAUACGGCAAUACCGCCGAGAAAUCCGAACGGCCUGCCAUUCGUAGACCUGGACAUUGACAGGAAUCCCAAUGGAAAACACGAGCCGGCGCUGAUCGUCUUCUCAGACGAUCAAAGAGAAGAGCAUCGGGAUGGUCGUGGACGACGCGAGCGAGAGGAGAACGAGCUGCCGGGCAUCAGUGGACACUGGACGGACGAGGAUGAAGAGCGGGAUGAGGCCUUGUUCAUGCAGAUGCGCUCAAACGUGAUCUACGACGUCGGUCCACGUGUCCGUCGCAGCGCUAAAGUGGAAGACUGCAGAAGGACUGAGAUGUAUGUCAAUUUUAAGGACAUCGGCUGGGAUAACUGGAUCGUGGCCCCAGCCGGUUAUCAAGCGUACACCUGCCGAGGUGCAUGCAGUUAUCCACUCUAUGCGGAUGUGACACCUACCGAGCACGCGAAAAUCCAAGUGCUGCUUAAUCUGAAGAGUCCCAAAAAAGCCUCGAAACCCUGCUGUGUUCCUACUAAAUUAGACCCCAUCGCCCUUCUGUAUGAAAAUAAUCAGGGCGUUGUGGUUUUACAACAUAAAUAUGAGGGGAUGAUGGUCGCAGAAUGUGGAUGCAGAUAG